CGUUCGGCGACUUCGGCCAAACCAAGAAAUUUUGCCAAUUUGUUUCAACAUUCAUUUGCCAUCUGUUUUAGGGUUUUAGAAAACUUGCAAAGGUUUUAGAGAGAGAAGAACCUCAACAUCAACUUUAAUCGGCUACCAUGUCUUUCAACUCCCCUGAAUUGCAGAAUCUUCUCGAGCAAGAGAAGCAGAGAGCCAUGGUCAAUGAGAUGGUAUCGAAAAUGACAAGUGCCUGCUGGGAUAAAUGCAUUACCAGUGCACCUGGAAGCAAGUUCAGUAACAGUGAAGCAGCCUGCCUUCAGAAUUGUGCUCAACGAUAUGUUGAGAUGAGCAUGAUAAUUAUGAAGCGCUUUCAAUCUAUGCAGUAGAAUAGGCGAGAAAUCUCGAUAAAUUGCUAGUUGAUGAUUGCCCUCUCACUUUUAUGGCUCCUUUAAAUUAAACUUCCCUGUCUGGGUUUUACUGUUGCAACUGUGCAUUGCCUAUACAUUUUAUUCAAGAAAACACGAACUUACGCCACAAUGAUUUAUCUAUGAAAGUCUUUUUGCACAUGCGUAAUAUCGUCUAGCAUUUAUGUUUUACGCAAUGAACAAUGUUUUAAAGGAAUUGAAUUCUUCUGUAAAUUGAACAAAGGAAAUCCUUGGCUGCUGCCAUCUUUUUGCCUUCACCUAAUGGAGAAUAUAUAACUUAAUUCU
Molecule: messenger RNA, 689 nt
Organism: Chenopodium quinoa (quinoa)
Lineage: Eukaryota; Viridiplantae; Streptophyta; Magnoliopsida; Caryophyllales; Amaranthaceae
Product: mitochondrial import inner membrane translocase subunit TIM8-like
Exons: 2
Coding region: 138-365 (75 amino acids)
Source: RefSeq, a predicted model, not a curated record